This is a messenger RNA of Hansenula anomala, 1530 nucleotides long. Its product is annotated as CBM21 domain-containing protein. The record is from RefSeq and is a predicted model, not a curated record. Bases 1 to 1530 code for a protein of 509 amino acids. Lineage: Eukaryota; Fungi; Ascomycota; Saccharomycetes; Phaffomycetales; Wickerhamomycetaceae. Gene Ontology annotation, cellular component: protein phosphatase type 1 complex. Gene Ontology annotation, biological process: regulation of glycogen biosynthetic process. Gene Ontology annotation, molecular function: protein phosphatase 1 binding; glycogen binding. The transcript has a single exon.
AUGUCACACUCAAGGAAAAACUCAACUUCAAGUGUCAUAAACCGUUCUCCAAAUGGAACUGAUUCGCUAUCAUUAUCCUUUCUUCACAAGAAGAGACAUUCAGAUUCUUCAAUUGAUAACAAGACACCUUCACCAACAGAUUCUAUCACAUCAAUACCAAAACUAAUUAGAAAGAAAUCAGGUGAAUUAGUUAAAUCAAAUCUAAAAUUAAACUGUUUACAAAAUGCAGGUUUAUCAAAAUCUAUGCCCACUACACCAAUUUUCAAUAAAAGUGUUCAUUUUGGUCAAGAUGUUGAUGUACGAUAUUUUAAUGAAUUGGAUAAACCAACAGCGGUUAGUGCUAGUGGGUCACCUAUAUUGAAAGGGAGAGGAAGACGACGUGGUAGUGGUGCUACUAACCGUGCAAAGCCUGGGAAGUUUAAAUUUGGGUUUGGAUUUGAUGAUUAUGAUAGUGUUGAUGAUAGUGAUAGUGAUUCAGAUGAUGAUGAGUUUGAUUUUGAUGGGAAAUAUGAGAUCACUUGGGAUUUAGAAACUGUUAAUUUUGGAAAGAUUAAAUAUAACGAAAAGAUAUCAAGUUUGAAGAGUUUAAUUUUUCUAGAGAGAAUUUCAAUUGAUGAAGAUUUAUAUUGUAUAUUGGGUUCAAUUGCUGUUAAAAAUUUAUCAUUUGAAAAAAAAAUUCAUGUUAGAUAUACUUUUGAUAAUUGGAAAACCGUGGUGGAGAUUGAAAGUUUUUAUAUUGAAGAUGCUCCAAAGAUAUUGAAAAGAUCAAAUUAUGAUCGAUUUAAAUUCAAGAUUAAUUUGAUGAAUUUCCAAUUUUCUCAACAAGAUGAAAUCAAAUUGAAUUUUUGUAUUAGAUAUAGAUAUAAAUUGGAUAAUAACAAAGUUGGAGGAGGUGUUGAACAUGAAGUUUGGGAUAAUAAUGAUUAUAAAAACUAUGAAAUUUUAAUCAAAAGAACUAAAACAAGAAGAUUUAAUAAAUCAAGUCAUAAAUUUAUAUUGAAUGAUUAUUUCACAGGUCAAUUAAGUUCAGGAAAAUCAAUUGAAGAUCAUCAUGAUAUGAUUGAUUCAUAUUUCAAUAAUUAUGAAGCUGUGUUGAAAUCUCCUGAAACUCCAAAAAUCUUAAAAAAUGAGAUCAAUGAGGAAGAAAUGAGUCCUAAUUUUGAACUGAAAAAAACUAAUGAGAAUAAUAAUGAAACUAAUGAAUUAAAUAAUGAAAUAACAACACCAAUGGAUGAAUUGAGUCUUCACAAGAACUAUACAACAUCAACUAAUAAUAAUAACAACCAAGAAUCAGAUAUUUUACCAAAACAUAAUAAUACCCACAAUUUCAAACUAAACAAACAGAAAAAACCACCAAUCAACUCUAAAUCUUAUCAAGAAUUAUUAGAUUCUUAUUGUUUUUUCAAAGGUGAUGAUCAUGAUCAAACUUCAACAAAUCAUCAUGCAUCAAAUUCUUCAAUUUCAGGUCCAACUGGAGGUCCACCAAAGACAAUAGCUAGUUUUUUGGAUUUGACUAUUAAUAAAAAUUGA